AUGUCGGAUAUUAGCACUGUUCAAUUACAUUCCAUUGCAUUAUUCAAUCUUUCGGACCAUAUAACGCGACAAGAGAAGAGCAAAUUUGGUAUUUUAUUAGGAACUACUGAUAAGACUACGAUCACGGUGACCACGUCGUUUGAAUUGCUAUUUGAUAAUGACUUAGAUAUCAGCACAGAGUUCUUGAAGAAGAGGUUGGACCAGUUUAAUGCAGUUCUCCCACAAUAUACUAUGGUAGGUUUCUACCAACUAAUUAACGAACAAGAUCCGAAUUCUGCUACGUUGUCUGUUUUGAGACAAUUACAGGAUUAUCAAAAGCGUACGUCGGUACAAGAGAAGCAUCUCAUAUUCACACUAAUAAACAUGGGUAAGUUUCAUAAUGCGGAAGGUGCAGAACCAUUUAAGAGCUUUUUACAUGAAAAUAGGUCGUUGCCUCUCCGUACAUCAAUAUUGGCAAAUGAGACCGAAAAUAUUGCCACUUCUACUAUAGUGAACCAUCCGAAUUAUUUCUCAUCCGAGAUAUCGCGAGAUGCUAAUGAUAUAAAUAACGAUUUCAAGCUAGAUAAACAUAAUGAAGAAUUGUCUGUAUCUGUUAACCAAUUGCACGCGAAGGUGGAGAGCAUCAUAAAGUAUUUGCAACACAGACCAAAAGACAAUGAAUCGAAAAAUCUUGAACAAGAAAUCAAAACGCACAAUCUAAUUGGGCACUUAUCUUCGAAAAUAGUCUCAUUUCAACGAAACCAUGCUUCUGGGGACCAUAGCGUACAAUUGCAGGCAACCCAACUAAGCUUGCUUACAGCUCAAUUGUUAGCACUAGAUAACUUGAAGUCACAGAUUGCAAAAAAUAUCAUACGUUUCAGCAUUCAUACCAACCCUCAAAGUAUAGGACCAAUCAGGCAUUAA
Messenger RNA from Debaryomyces fabryi, 903 nucleotides. RefSeq lists its product as uncharacterized. The transcript has a single exon. Gene Ontology annotation, molecular function: protein binding; metallopeptidase activity. The record is from RefSeq and is a predicted model, not a curated record. The coding region runs from base 1 to 903 and encodes 300 amino acids. Gene Ontology annotation, cellular component: COP9 signalosome. NCBI's taxonomy places the organism in Eukaryota, Fungi, Ascomycota, Pichiomycetes, Serinales, Debaryomycetaceae.